UUCUAACUAUGCUCACUUAUACGUCCAACUAUGCAAUAAUUAAAGGCUUUUAACACAAUCCAUAUUCAAGGUUUCUGGUAGCUUCAGUGCUAUUAUUCAUUAAUUUAUUGAUUGACACAAUGUCACUCCAAAAAUCUGAAAUAAUAGUAGUGAUUAAUUCUAGAUUUACGAUGUCAGUUUUUGAAGUAACAAAACAACGUCCUACGCUCGCACGUAACAAUUACGGCAACACAAACAAAUAAUAUGCUUUUAACCAAACCCCCACAAUGAGUAUUCAACCCUGGCUGAAACCGCUUUCAGUCUGUGCCCCGCGCUCGUCGACGACUAUCGCGCGUCAUCAUAAGCAAUAUUUCCCGCUUUUAUUGUCAUCGUGGUUUAAUUAAUAAAUUCAAAAUUGGAAUCCAUUUGAAAAUUUAAUAAAGUGCUUCUUUUUUUUAAUUGGUACUGUGAUGAACUAUCGACAAAUUAAUUAAAAUAAAACAAGUGGUGUGUCAAAGUUUAGAAUUCAAUUCAAUAAACCAUUUUCUUUAUAAUGAUAUCGAACCCGCAUAACAUGUUGCAUUUAGAAUUGGAAACUCGUUUGAAGUUUAUUUUACGAGCAUAGACAUUUUACAGUUAUGAAAAUUAAUGUCAAUCGCGAAGAUGCGAUUUGGAACAAGAGAUGGCGCUGAAGAAUCUGCAGCUGUUUCGUCCUAUGAACGCCGGUAUGACGUAUCCACACCGGCAAGCUACGCCGAUGAGAGCAACGCCGUCGGCACUCUCUAGAAGCUUAUCGAAGUCAGCCGAGACUUUAGCUGGCACUUCUAAAUAUGGUAAAGAGCUAAAAGCUCGUAAGACGCGAAGCACCGAUCAACCAAGUAAUGGACUUGUUAAAGGCAACAGUUCCCUGGGCCUGCCGGCGAUCACCAACAACUGGGGACCAACAGACGAUGCCAGCAUACGAACCCGUCAUAGGAACGGCAGCAGCGGCAGUAGAGCGGCAAGUCUGGACCGCAGCACCCGCGGCUCCAGCUCCACUCUCAACGCCGAUGAAGACAACAUCAACGUCGUCGUCAGGGUCCGUCCCAUCAACGAAAAGGAGAGGUCUCGUGGCGAGCGGAUGAUGCUGGAGUUCCCCGGCAAGGGUCAGGUGGUCUGCAACAACACCACUCCAGGUCAGAAACCGAAGGUCUUCUCCUAUAACGUGGUCUUCGAACCUGCUGCGACCCAGGAGGACAUUCUAGAAUAUUCCGGAGUGAAGAGACUCCUAGAGAUGGCAGUAGAAGGUUUCUCGUGCACGGCGUUCUGCUACGGUCAGACCGGCAGCGGGAAGACGCACACGCUCACCGGACGUCCAGGGCUGGUGGAGAGUGGUGCGAGCCCCUACUCCGGAGACCACGGGCUGGUGGUGAGAUCCUUUGUGUACCUCUUCCAGCUCAUACAAGACCGACCUGAAAGCCACUUUAUAUUGAAAGCGUCUUUCUUGGAGAUUUAUAAUGAGAAGGUAAUAGAUCUGUUGAAUCCGGGAAGUGCUCGGAAGCCCUUGCAAGUGCGGUGGUCGAAGGAAAGCAGAAGUUUCUAUGUGGAGAACUUAUUCACAGUCGACUGCGAGGAACUUGACGAUCUGUUCGCGGUUUUGGAAGAAGGCAUGAGGAACCGCGCAGUAGGUGCGCACGCGAUGAACUCGCACUCGUCUCGCUCGCACACGUUGUUGUGCGUGCGCGUGCGCAGGGACCUCCGCACCGACGGCGACGUCACCUGCUCCACGCACGGCAAGAUCAACUUCGUCGACCUCGCCGGCAGCGAGAUGACCAAGCGCACGCACAGCACCGGCAAGACGCUUGAAGAGGCUAACAACAUCAAUAGGAGUCUCAUGGUGUUGGGUUAUUGUAUAGCCCAGCUGAGUGACGGUAAGAAGCGUGGUCACAUUCCGUACCGAGACAGCAAACUCACCAAACUGUUAGCUGAUAGUUUGGCAGGGAAUGGAGUCACGCUCAUGAUAGCUUGUAUAGCACCGACGAGAUCUAAUUUGAUGGAGACGAUAAACACACUGCGGUACGCGGCGCGAGCCAAGAAGAUUAAAUCUAAACCUAUUGUAAAAAUGGAUGCAAGAGAUGCCCUGAUCCUAAGCUUGAAGCGAGAAGUGGAAGCUCUCCAAGCGGAGAACCAACAUCUGAGGACUGCGCUCCACGUACAGACAGAUUACAACAACGAUACAUAUAAUCCAAAGCACCGCACCUCACCAAUGGAACGGAACAAGUUAUACCAACUGCCUCCAUCCGAACUGGUGGAGUUAGUCCAAUUGCACAUGGAAGAGAACUCGGCGCUGCGGGCCGAAAACACCGAGCUGUUUGGAGUGAGAGACCAGCUCCUGAGGGAUCAGGAGUUACUGAGCAGAGAGAAUGAGAGGCUGUUAAAGAAAUUAGAAGACGUCAACUCAGUGUGCGUAAGGUCACCGAUUAUACCGGCGAGGGCAACGUACUCUGGACCCAAUGAUCAGCCAAACAUUUGGACCAACCCGGCCAACUCUUCCGCCAAUAGCAUCGCCAGUGGGGACUUGGAUUAACUGUAUAAAAUAUUGUAAAUAUAAUAUAAUUUAGUAUUUUGUGAAAAGUAGUAACCAAUAACUAGAGGAUGUAAUAAUUAUUAUUUGUAACUUUACGCUAAUGCUUAAAGUGGGUUGCAGGCAGAAAACUAAGCUAUGUUUAGCUUAACACGUAUACCUGAUAUAUUUUUAGGAUUCUAUACCUCUGAAGGAACACUUAUAAGAUCACUUUGUUGUUUGUCUGGCAGUACCUUUUUCCUUAGCAACGCGUAGAGGUAUCAAAUUGAUAUUUAUAUGAAAUACUCGGGUCUACGCUGUCUUUCAGCUGUGAAAAAAUCAAACUUGUAAGUCAACACAAUCAAAAGAUAUGACCAUUUGCGAUUUCACAAGAAAAUCAAAACCUUAAAC
Messenger RNA from Manduca sexta (tobacco hornworm), 2932 nucleotides. It is a transcript of the gene Klp54D, whose product is annotated as kinesin-like protein KIF12. The record is from RefSeq and is a predicted model, not a curated record. Bases 662 to 2545 code for a protein of 627 amino acids. Lineage: Eukaryota; Metazoa; Arthropoda; Insecta; Lepidoptera; Sphingidae. Gene Ontology annotation, biological process: microtubule-based movement. Gene Ontology annotation, molecular function: microtubule motor activity; ATP binding; microtubule binding. The transcript is spliced from 13 exons.